GUGUGUAUGAAUGGGAACGCAUUGCGGGUUUCUCCGAAGUAGUUUCAGUAUUCAUUUAUGCUACUGUUAUCUUCAGUUCGUGGGUGUACUGUAUGUGUAUGCAAGAGCUCUUUGGAGGAUUAUUUCUUUUCACUGUGUACUGUCUACAGAUAAGAAGUGAAAUAUUGAGACUGAUGACUCGUUGGCUUGCCAUGGAAGCUUGAAGUCGCUGUUAUUAGUAAUUGUUACACAAGUAGUUGUUGAACCGUCAGCAAGAAAUGAUUUUCGGAAUACAGUACACAUCAUAAACAGUACAUGAGUAUCAUAUGACAUGAAUGAUGUAUGGUUUUUGCCUCGUGGGGUCUCACCCGAAUAAGCAUCACCAGAAGCCCCUGGACUCGUCGGAGGAUGAGGAAAGAGACGAGGGGCACCAAGACAACAGUUACUACCGGGAGGACGGAGACGAUCGCGACGAGAGGGAUGAGAGAUUCCGAGCUGGAGAGGAGGAAGAAGACGAGCCUCUAGGAUCAGACGAUGAUGAGCAAGAGGACCCUAAAGACUAUUGCAAGGGUGGCUACCACUUAGUGAAGAUUGGUGACCUUUUCAACAAUCGGUAUCAUGUUGUUCGUAAGCUGGGCUGGGGACACUUCUCUACAGUGUGGCUUGCCUGGGAUCUCAAGGGUCGUAAAUAUGUAGCAUUGAAGGUGGUUAAAAGUGCGCAGCACUACACAGAAACAGCCAUCGAUGAAAUCAAACUACUGAAAGCUGUGCGUGAGAGUGACACAGCAGAUCCAAAUAGAGAGCGUGUGGUUCAGCUCCUUGAUGACUUCAAGGUGUCAGGGGUCAAUGGCACUCAUGUGUGCAUGGUGUUUGAGGUGCUUGGUAACAACCUCCUCAAGCCGAUUAUAAAAUCCAAGUACAUGGGGCUCCCCAUCUCACAGGUGCGGAGUAUCAUCAUACAGACUCUGGAAGGUCUAGAUUACCUUCACACCAAAUGCAACAUCAUCCACACUGAUAUUAAACCAGAGAACAUCCUAAUGUGUGUGGAUGAAGAUUACAUCAAGAAACUCGCUCAUGAGGCUAAGGAUUGGGUGCAGGGGAACGCCAAACCUCCAGUGUCAUCAGUGAGCACAGCUCCCAUUGAGAAGAAACCAGAAAAGCUGACCAAAAACAAGAAGAGGAGGUUGAAGCUGAAACAGAAAAAGCAGAUUGCCCUGCUGGAAAAACAAGAGCAACAGCUGAUGGAACUAGAGAAGGAAAGGCAUUCAAGAUUAUCAGUCACACCAGAGAAAGACCAACCAAAUUCCAUGGAAACAGAAGGUCAGCACAUCGGGGGCAGCAGCAGCAGCAGUGGCGGUAGCACCAACGGGAACCAGACGCCGCUCAGCGAGACAGCCACCACACCAGGUAGUGAGUUUGCAACCACCCCGAGCAGCGAGUACGCUACGACACCGGGCAGCGAGGCAGCCCCAGUGAUGGAGGGGACAGAGACGGCCAUGCAGGGUGUACAGGAGGAGCAAGGGAAGAAUGAGAGACUUGGGGAUGUGGACUCCACACACAGCCAAGAAGCAGAAAACACAGAACCAACAACCAAUGGCAACACACAAGAGACCAAAAUCCUGAUCAAGGACUCAGAGGACUCUCCGUCCCCAACGACAGAAACUCAAGAGGAGUGCGUCCAGAGAUUAAAACAGCAGCCCCUGCCAGAGGUGGACCCCAUGGGAGACGGACCCUGGCUGCGUCCCCCUCCAGAGAACUCCAAUGAACUGUGUAAUGGGUACGUCAAUCAGGGUGGGGACUUGUGCGGAGAGGAGAAAGUGAACAGCGACGGAGAGGUCCAGGAGGAGAAGAGCGUGAGCUUACAGAAUGGGAGUACGGAACAUGGGAAGAUGAAUGGAGAAGACGCUGAAGACAAAGCAGAUGAUCUCGUGAAGGACAGAAGUCCAGAGAAGUCAGCACAGGAGGAGAACAAACUCGUGGAGGAUUCUACGGGGAAAGAGAAAGAGGUGGAGCUGACCAGCCUGGAGGAGGAGAAGAUGAGGCAGAGUGUAGUACAGAAGGAGACGGUGGAUGGAGAAGUGGAGGCGGAGGUGGAGCAAGGUGGAGGAGGAGCGGAGAGAGAAGGAGCGGAGGGAGAAGGAUGUGAGGGGGACUCAACAGGGUUAACACAAGGGGUUAAUCUGGAGGGGGCUAAUGAGGUCAACAAUGAAACAAAAGGUGCUCAAGAUAUAUUAGGUAUUAACGGUGGUGAACUAAGAGUGAAGCUUGCUGAUUUGGGAAAUGCUUGUUGGACGAACCAUCACUUUACUGAGGACAUUCAAACGAGGCAAUAUCGAGCUCUAGAAGUAAUCAUCGGAGCUAGUUAUGAUACGCCUAGUGAUAUAUGGAGCACUGCUUGCAUGGCAUUUGAGUUGGCAUGUGGUGACUACCUGUUUGAACCACAUUCUGGUGAAACCUACAGCAGGGAUGAGGAUCACAUAGCCCAUGUCAGUGAGCUCCUGGGAACUAUACCCAAACACAUAGCCCUAGGUGGGAAGUUCUCCAGGGAAUUCUUCAACAGGAAAGGCGAGCUUCGUCACAUCACCAAACUGAAGCCAUGGGGUCUCUUCUAUGUCCUGACUGAGAAGUACGACUGGUCUCACCAAGAGGCCCAAGACUUUGCGUCCUUCUUGGAGCCCAUGCUAGAGUUUGAUCCCAGUAAGCGGGCCACGGCUGCCAUGUGCCUCAAACAUCCGUGGUUGAAGCAGUCGUGACGACGGGUCACGACGACGUGCAACCAUGCGCGUAGCGAAAUCGCAACUUGGGCCGGUGUGUGUACAGAAUGAGACGAAAGGUCUUAAUGUUCUUCCUUCUUAAAACUUGCAAACAGGGCCCCAUUCCAUGGAGCUGGAAAAUCACUAAAGAGAAGCUAAGCACAACAAAAUUAUGCUUACCAAAAUAAGGUUACCAGCCAAAAUACCAUGUCGCAUGUAUUGUCUGCGACUGGUAUUCGGCUCCUUUAAUACUUAGCAGAAAUUUUGAAGCAAUAUUUUCUGCUGAAGCAGCUUUAUGAAAUGGGGAUAAUUUCAUAAAGCUGUAGAAAAUAAUGUUUAGCAAUUUUUUAUUUUUGCUUAGCAGAAAGUAGCAGGGAGUCAUUCUCAAAUCCCAUUGGUUUUUUGACUGGUACAUGUAACACAUUUCUGCAAUCUUCGGUGCUUGGCAGCUUUAUGGAAUUUGGCCCUCAUUUAUUUAACUAAAAAAAAAGUACUAUAGGAUGAUUGUAAAUGGCUGGUUACAUACAUUGUUUAAAUUUUAAAUCAUUGACCAAUUCUAUGCUUACCAGAGGAGUAGCCCAAAUUUGUGUCUAUAAGUUUGUUUUAGGCGCAAAUAGAGCUAUAUUUUGCAGGGAAAAUACACUUUUGAAUGACAUUUUCUCAACGUGUCAUGAGAAUUUUAUUGCUUUUAAACCGGUAAUAUAUUUAUAAUUACGAACCGUGAUGUUGUGAUUACAGUAAAUUAUGUUUAUGAUAUGGAGUCCACGGCAUAAAAGGCCGACCAUAAUUUUCGUGGGGGCAACCCUGGGGGAUAGAGUAGAGUGAAAAGGGCUUAAAUCCCUUCAACUAUGAGUCUUAUACAUGUACACACAUAUUCAGAUUAGGCAGCAGGCACUAUUUUGCUGUAGCCAGAAUUGACAGCUGUGGCUGUUGCUAUGGGCCUCCUAUGCUUUUUGCAAUGUACAUGUGACAGCCAAGCCGUAGACAGUACAUGUAUUUUGAACAUGGCCUAAGCCCCUAACCCUUCGCUAAGGGACCAGUUCAUAGAUGUACUAAAGAACGAAGGUUAGCUAAGCACAAAUCAAGGUGCUUACCAUAAAAAUGGUUGCAAUAAAAAAAACCACCAUGUCAUAAUGUACUGUUUGCAACCGCUUUAUCUGCUUAUUUUUGGUUGCGGGUACAAGCAUGUGUAAGUCUCUUUUAGUAGGAGUGUUGGCUCUUAAAACAGCUGGUGUGGUCUUGACGCUUCGAACAAGGUACUCUGCUCAUCUUUAGGUAAAAUGUUUAAUCACUAUUGAAAUUGCAUGGGCCCAGUUGUCCACCUGAACACUAUGAAUGUAUUCAUUACAAAGUUUCAUAGUUUUUUAUUUACCAAGUGCUGGAAUAAUGAUGUCAGACUUAAAUUGCAUAAGUAACUUUAUUUAUAUUAAGUGUUAAAGGCAGUGGACACUAUUGGUUAUUACUCAAAAUAAUUAUUAGCAUAAAACCUUACUUAGUAAUGAGU
This is a messenger RNA of Asterias rubens (European starfish), 4236 nucleotides long. RefSeq names its product SRSF protein kinase 3-like. The transcript has 16 exons. The record is from RefSeq and is a predicted model, not a curated record. Gene Ontology annotation, molecular function: ATP binding; protein kinase activity. NCBI's taxonomy places the organism in Eukaryota, Metazoa, Echinodermata, Asteroidea, Forcipulatida, Asteriidae. Bases 315 to 2732 code for a protein of 805 amino acids. Gene Ontology annotation, biological process: protein phosphorylation; spliceosomal complex assembly; regulation of mRNA processing.